This is a messenger RNA of Hydra vulgaris (swiftwater hydra), 6557 nucleotides long. The record is from RefSeq and is a predicted model, not a curated record. Lineage: Eukaryota; Metazoa; Cnidaria; Hydrozoa; Anthoathecata; Hydridae.
UUAAAUCUUUAGAUGUUAAUUUUUAUUUACUGCAUUUGGUUUUAUCAUGGAGCUUAUGUAAAUUCACUGAAGAUUAUAGAAAAAUUUGAAUUAGUUGAAUGUGAAGCUCGAUCAAUUAAAUUGAAGUGGCAACUAAACAAUAAUUAUGCAUCAGAUCAAGUAUUAAUGGUUAAAUGUUCAAGGUUUGACGAAAGAGAGAAAACAUCAACAAUCAUAAAUAUGACUGGUUUUGUAACAAUAAAUAGUCUUGCACCAAAUACUAGGUACAAAUGUAAGCUUGAAGUUUUUAAAUUAUCAGUUGAAUUGGAUUCUUCAAAUUUUGUUUACGCAGUAACUCUAAUAGGCGAAGCAUGUAUUCAACCUGUUGGCUUUGAGACCGGAAUUAUUAAAGAAGAUAGUAUUACAAGUUCUCCACUAACUAGUUCAAAAAAAAGAUCUAUAAGACUUUAUGAUGUGGAUGGUUUUUGGUGUUCAAUAGAUUCAAGUCCUUAUAUAAGAAUUGAUUUGGGAAGAAUAAUGACAAUUACAGGCCUUUUAUUUCGAACUAAUAACACAGAUGUUGAUAAGAUAUAUAUAAAGUAUGGUAUAAAUACUAUAGAUCAAAUGAAGGAUCUUAGAUUUGAUAAAGUUGUUGGAGAAAAUCCAAGGACAUUUGACUAUCCAAAAAAUGAUACUACACGAGAUUGGUUCUUGGAAAAUUCUUUUACAGUAAAAUUAUUAGAAUUUCGUUCAUUUGAUGAAAAAAAGCCAUUUUGUGUUCAGGUUGAAGUUUAUGGUUGCUCAGAAAUUUGUAGCUCAAAACUUGAACCAUUGUCAAUUUACCAUAUUCUGGAAUUGAACACGUCUUUAAGUAGCAAUACUAAAUUGAACACGUCUUUAAGUAGCAAUACUAAAUUAUCAAAUCUUAAGAACGUCACUUUAACCUGCAUUGAAACUAAUCAGAGUCUUCGUUUUGAUUUUGGUAAAAUUCUAACAAUAAGCGGCUUUAUGAUGCUCAGCCAAAAUGUAUCUUUAAAAUUAAGAAUCCGAUAUGGAGAUAUUGAAAAUAUGACCCUAAAACAAGAAGUUUUUCAGACAUUUUCAACAAAUUCUAUUCCACAUUCUUAUACAACAUUUUGGUUUAACAACCAAAUAUUGACAAAAGAUAUUGAAGUAAGACCUGUUACUGAAAUCACUUGCAUGUAUGUUGUGUUCCUUGGAUGUAGUUCAGCAAAUAUGAAAAAACUGGGUAUAGAAAAUGGAUCACCCGGUAUAACUUUAACAGAGUCUUCAUUCUAUAGUUCUUUUCAUACAGCUGUAAAUGGGAGGCUGAAUGCUAUGAUGUCAGACUGGACGAUUAAUGAUGCAGUAGAUAAAAAUCCAUGGUAUCAAAUUUGUUUUUCAGUAAUUCAAACUGUUUCUGCAAUUGCAGUUCAGGGUCAGGGGUAUUGGAGUCCAGCUUACAUCACUGGAUUCUCUAUAGAAUAUGGCUAUAGUGCAAACACUGUUUCAUAUAUUUACUCUUUUAAUGGUUUACCUUAUUGUUUUGAUGGAACAAAAAAUCGAUAUGCUACUAGUGUGAACCAAUUUCCUGUAGAAAUUUCAGCACAAUGUUUAAGAAUAGUAAAAAUGAAAUAUUUUAGAUCUGCAUCUGGAAGAUUUGAAGUUCUUGGUAAUAACAUAACUUAUCCACCAAACAUUAUUAUGCCUAAACUUGUAUUUAACAUCAAAAAUUCCACUGCUUUUGUUAAAUGUGUUGUGAUUGGUCAACCAGGUCUCAUCAUUCAAUGGAGAAAACAAAAUGAAAUUAUUGUUUACAAUAACUUAAAUUACACUAUUGUAACUAGUAAUAGAUCCAUAGACAUUAAUGGAACCUACACAUCAGAAUUAACGAUAAAACCUUUAGUUCAUUUAAAUGUUGAUAAUGAUGACAAUUUUUGUCAUGGUGAUAUAAAAAAUGUAUCUUGUUUUUUUAACUACUCUAUUAGUACAGGCUACACAUCAACUAAUUUAUUUGUUACAAAUACAUCAUUAAUAUACUAUGGUUUUGAUGCAGAAAUUGAUUCACCUAAUCUUACAAUUAUUGCAACUAAUGUCUCAAUAAAUAUUACUUGGACAACUGAAAAAUUUAAAAGAGAUUUUCAAGUUUUUUACAACUUCUCGUUAAUAGAACAUGAUGGUUCUAACAAUAUAACACGGGACAACAAUAUUAGCAUUGAAAACAUUGUAGUGUAUGAUGCCAAACCAUAUACUUCUUACACAUUUCAAUUGACUGCGUUCAAUCGAUUAGGAAGAAAUCCAAACAUUUUUAAAAAAUUUUUAUCAGAAGAAGGCUAUCCAUCUGUGAUUCAAAACUUUAUUGCUUUGGCUACAUCUAAAGAGAAUAUUUCAUUGAAUUGGAACCAUCCAAAAUGUCAGAAUGGAAUCAUUACUAUUUACACUGUUGAAUAUGCAGAAAUUAAUUUAACAAGCUCUAUGCUAUCUUUUUCAGUUUUAAAAGAGAAUCUUGUAAACCAAAGUUUUGCUGUUGUAGUUGGACAACUAAAAAAUUAUCAGAAGUACAUGUUCAGAGUCAAUGCUUAUACUAACCAUGGAAAAAACUCUGGUGAAUGGAGUGAAUGGAUUGAAGAAACAACUUUAGAAGGAAAUCCAUCUGUUGUUAGAAACCUUACUGCUUCAGCAAUAUCUAAAGAAAACAUCACGUUGAAAUGGUACCAUCCAGAAAUUCCCAAUGGCAUCAUUACCAAUUACACUGUUGAAUAUGGAGAGUUUGAAUCACCAAACAUUACUUCACUUUCUUUUUUAGUAUUUAAAAGCCAUUUUGAUAUGCAUACAUUUGCUGUUCAAAUUGAACAAUUAAAAAAUUAUCGAAAGUAUAAAUUUAGGGUAAAUGCAUUUACUAAUCACGGAUUAAACUCUGGUGAAUGGAGUGAAUGGAUAAAUGAAACAACUUUUGAAGGAAAUCCAUCUAUUGUUAGAAAUUUUACUGCUUCUGCAAUAUCUAAAGAAAAAAUCAAUUUGACAUGGCAUCAUCCAGAAACUUUUAAUGGAGUCAUCACUAAUUACAUUGUUGAAUAUAAAGAGUUUAAUUCAUCAAACAUUACUUCACUUACUAUUUUAACUUUUAAAAUACAUUUUGAUACACCAGCGUUUACUACUCAAGUUAAACAACUGAAAAACUAUCAGAAAUAUGAAUUUAGGGUGAAAGCUCUUACUAAUCAUGGAAUGAAUCAUGGUGAAUGGAGUGAAUGGGUAGAUGAAACAACUUUUGAAGGAAUUCCAAGUGUUCCAGAAGAUCUUAUCGGUAAUGUAAGUUCCUCUAGAGAUAUUUCAUUAAGAUGGAAUGAGCCAAAGCAGCUAAAUGGCAUUGUCCGAAGCUACACUGUUGCUUAUAGUGGUUUUAAACCUUAUAAUUUAUCUUUUGAACACAAUGAAAAAAUAGUUGUGAACUCUACUCAAGUAUUAAUUUCAUCACUUUAUCCUGGUACAAAUUACACAAUUUCUGUAAAUGCAGAGACUAUUGUUAAAGGUCCAUCAUCCAAGAUUAAUAUUACAUUGCCCUAUGAUGAGCCGUUCGCUCCUAUACUAUUAAAACUUGAAAAUCAGAUUUCAGAACAAACAACCAUUGUUUUACAUUCAGUACCAAGUUUUACUGGGCCAAUCAGCCAUUAUGAAUUUGACAUUCAAGAAAGUUCCAGCAACUGUUUAAAUAACAGUAACACAACAAUCAAGUUGCUUUAUACACUAGAAUAUAAUCAGCUUGUAAUUCCCAAAGGUGAAGAAAAUAUCACAUUCCAGACAAACUACAUUCAUUUAAGUUUGAUUGGAAAGUUUUGUAUAUGUUAUCGAGCUGUGAUUAAUGACAGUGGAAUACUUUAUAUGGGAAAAAUUGCUUACUUGGAUUUAGAAAGGAAUGAUUUGGCAAAGAUUAAAAGAGAGGAAAUAAAUGUUGAUUUCAAUAGCAUUUCUUUACGUUUAUCACAAGGACCAUUAUCUACCAAGUAUUAUCAAAUAAUUGUAUCCAAGGGUAAUAUAACUAACAAAGACCCACCUCCAUCUGAAUUGUAUCCUUAUGAUGAGAAGAAUGACAUAUACCUUGCAGCUGAAUUUAAUGCUUCUGAGUUUAUGUAUUAUGAAAAUUUUAUUGUUGGUGAUGGGAAAAUAUUCAGGCGAUUUAAAAUUGCUUAUAGCAAUUUCUACAACAGCUCUUAUGAAGUUUUACAAAAUGUUAAGCUUCAAGAUGGUGAAAUUUACUCUAUUUUGCAAAGAGCUAAUGAACAUGAAACAAAAUAUUACUCAACUCCUUGGUUAAAUAUACAGACUCAUAAAGUGCCAAUAAUUCCUGAAACAACAUUACCUACAAUAACAAGCAAAGAAAGGACAGCAACAAAAGGCUCCAGUAUAAGUGUUAUUGGUGCUGUUUCUGGUACUGCAUUAUGUAUAAUCAUAAUUGUGGCUGUUAUUGUUGUUUUAUUUAAAAGAAGGCAAAAAAGAGAAUCACCUUACAAAAAAGCGGGAGAAAAUACAAAGCUCGUACCACUUGCUUUUAAAAAUCCUUCAUUUCAAAGUGAUGAUGAGAAGCAAAAAUCUUUAGAAAAGAAACCUUGUGUUAAAGCUCCAAUAGUUGAAAAACUUGAAGUGAAAAUACUUGAAAAAAGCGAGAUAAAAAAGCCGCCUGAAACUAUUAUUGUUGAUUCCAGUCAUCCACCAAUCAGCUUGAAAGAUUUUGCAAAACAUUGGGAUCGGUUGCAAAAAGAUAAUAAUUGUUCUCUUUCAGAAGAAUACAAAUGUUUGAAUAAUGGUCAGUUAUACACUUGGGAUGAUGCCCUCUUACCAGAUGUCAAACUAAAAAAUCGCUAUGCCAACAUAGUAGCUUAUGACCAUUCACGAGUGCGUCUUGGUAAUAGUUCAGAUGUUAAACAAAAUUAUAUAAAUGCCUCCUUCAUUCAUGGGUAUACAAAGCGUAAUGUAUAUAUAGCAACACAAGGUCCAAACAUAUCAUCAUCAAAUGAUUUUUGGAAAAUGAUUUGGGAACAAGAUGUUCCUGUAAUAGUAAUGCUAACAAAUCUUGUAGAAAAAGGAAAGAAAAAAUGUGAGUUGUAUUGGCCAACUUCAGAUGCAAAAAUAUUUGGUGAUGUAGAAGUAACAAUUUCUGCAACAGAUAACUUCUCAGAUUAUGUUAUUCGAAAAUUUUCAAUCAAAAAGGUUAGUUUAGAAGGAAUAAAGUUAGUUCACCAUUUUCAGUUUCUUCAUUGGCCAGAUCAUGGAGCACCAGAGUUUGUCUCUGACAUUGUCCUUUUUCGUCAUCGCAUCAGAAAAAUAUUUCCAUAUGAGUACACACAAAAUCCAGUGGUGGUUCAUUGUAGUGCUGGUGUAGGUAGAACAGGAACAUUUAUUUGCAUUGAUGAAAUGCUGGAACUUUUAAAGCGUCAAAACAAAGUGGAUAUUUUUAAUUAUGUUAAUUUUAUGAGAAGUAGAAGAAUCUUUAUGAUACAAACUGAGGAUCAAUAUUUAUUUGUAUACCGUGCUAUUUUUGAAUCAAUUACUUGUGGUAUUACUGAAACAAUGGCUUCAGAUUUUCCCCAACUAUUUGCAGGACUAUCAAAAGUGAUAAAUUUAAAGUCAGGCACCACCACUGGUUUUGAAGAACAGUUUGAAAGGCUGAAGAUGUUUAUUUCAAGUCCAGUCCCUGAAGAUUUUAGUAAUGCCCUCAAAGAUGUCAAUAAAGUAAAAAACUGUAAUCAAGAAAUAUUAGCAAGUGAUGAAAAACGUGUAUUAUUAUUGGAUGGCAUCUACGAAGAAGGUGGUGAUUACAUAAAUGCAGUUUAUAUAAAUGGUUUUAAGAGAAUAAAUGAGUAUAUUGCUACUCAGCAUCCUUUAACAUCUACAUUGUCUGAUUUUUGGACUAUGGUAUUUCAGAAGAAAAUUGGUACAAUUGUAAUGCUUCAUGACUCAUGUAAAGAAUCUAGAUUGCCGCAGUUGCAUGGAGUAUUAAAACAUAAGAAUGAGUUUAAAAAUGUUUCUGUUACUUUGAAUUAUCAAGAGAUCAAGGGGUGUAUAACAUUUAAAAAUCUUCAAGUCAACUCAUUAAAUGGUAAAGAUAUUGUUGAAUGCGUCAUUCUGUGUUUGGAAUGGCCAAUUGAUGGUGUUCCUAUUAAAAAUGAUGUAAUUACAUUAAUCAAUGAAAUGGAAAAACAGCAAUCAAAACAUGGAGAAAAUCCAGUUCUUGUUGUGUGCAGUGAUGGAGCAUCUCGUUGUGGAACCUUUUUGGCAUGCUCCAUUAUUUUACAUCAUUUGCAAUUGGAACAAGCUGUUGAUGUUUUUCAAACUAUAAGAAAGAUUAGGACAUCUCGAUCUCAAUUUGUUAAUAAUGUUAUUCAUUUCAAGUUUUGUUAUGAACUGGCCUUAACUUAUAUCGACUCCUUUAAUUCUUACUCGAAUUAUAUCGAAUGUAAAACUUGAUGAGAAAAAAUAACUGAUGAUUAUUUGGUAUAUAAUGAUAAUAUUGGUAUAUAUUGAUAUAAAAUUGUCUUAAAAAAAUAUUUUAUAAAUGAUUUCAGUGAAAUUCACUUUAAAAG